AUGACAGAUUCAAAAGUUGAACCAAUUGUUGUAUUACAAUAUGAACACUUACCCGAGUAUCGAGUGGUGAAUCUAAAGAGUAGUACACAGAGCAUUCAAGUCGAUGGCGAUACAGAUGAACCAUUCCUAUCGACUAGAUCAUUAUUGGAAGAGAUUGUAUUUAGCUCCACCAGUGCCGGUGGCAAACCCAACCCUUCCGACAUUACACAAAAAUUAAUAGAGCACUGCAGUCAGGUCACACAUCGCGCCAGAGAUUUUAUGGAAAAGUUCCCAAACAAAAAACAACCAAACGAUUAUCGAGAGUAUCCUGGUAAAAUGGAUCAUACUACUUGUGUAACUUUUCAAAUUGGUCGUUCAAAAUAA
Messenger RNA from Cavenderia fasciculata, 363 nucleotides. RefSeq lists its product as uncharacterized. The transcript is spliced from 2 exons. The record is from RefSeq and is a predicted model, not a curated record. Bases 1 to 363 code for a protein of 120 amino acids. NCBI's taxonomy places the organism in Eukaryota, Evosea, Eumycetozoa, Acytosteliales, Cavenderiaceae.